GUUCAUUGAUUGCGGCGCUAAGGUGCACAAGUGCUAGCAUAUACUUAGCCAAACGUUAGUAUCAACUUUUAGUCAGAUUCAAAUACGUACGCGGUUAAGUGUAUGUUACGCGCGCGCUGCUAGCUAAAUAGCAGUAAACGAAAGAAGGGUGUUUUCGCCUUUUUGUUAUUGUAAUUAUAGUCCAUUGUUGUUGCUGUUUUUAAUUAGUUUUGUUUUUUAACACAAAAACAACAACAAUAGUUGCUAGUUCAAUAUUGAUAAGCAUGUAAAUGGCUCCUCAACACAAAGUAGAAAAAAUAACAUUUUACUAAAAACCAAAAAAGUUCAAAAAUUUAUUUGAAAAAUCAAAAAACAAAAAAACAUGAAAGGCCACAAACUACUGCUGUUAACCUUAUUUUUUGCUACUAUUUGCCUGCAACUUAACGCUGGAGUGGCCGCUGACAGUAAGACUGUUACAACAGCACCUGCCGAUGAUGCUGACGAUGAUUACUAUUACAAUGAAGACACAGACACGAAGCGAGAAGAUGUUGACAAUGAAUAUAUCGAUGAUGAGGAAGAUGACGAUAAAGAUGAAUACGCGGAUGAUGUGGCAAACGAGGUGGCAGAAAUGAAAGCAGCGGAGCUACGAGCCGAAGCGCCUUAUUUCGAGCAACCGGAAGUCAAUAUUUACGCACAACCCGGUGAAAAUGUGUUGAUCGACUGUGUAGUGAAGAAUAUACAUUUAAAUAAUGUGAUCAUGUGGUAUAAGGGUAAAAUUGUGAUUGCUACCGGACAAUUCGUUAUGUAUCCGAAUGUGGAUGUGCUGAAAAAUAACUCGCUGGUGAUUAAGAAUGUAACCGUUAAGGAUGCUGGCGAUUAUUACUGUGAAGUGUUGCCGGAGAAGGAGCGCAUGCAUGCGCUGGUCGAAGUCGAUGAGAGUCUUAUGAUAUUCUGUGAUGGACAUGAGGUCACCAAUGAGACUUUGGUAUUUGUACAGGGUGAACCACAUGUGUGCGAAUGCAAAUACUACUCGCUGGAAAAUGUGCAGAUCAAAUGGUUUAUCGAUGGCAAACGCGCUGAAAGUGUGGUCGAACGUGUGCUGGGCGAGCAGCUCUAUAUUGAUAAUGCGGAUACCAAACAUGGUGGCAUCUACCAAUGCCUCGCAGAUGACCUCUCACAGGAACCGCCGCAUGCCAUGAUUGUUGUCGAUGUCGUUUAUGUGCCGAAGGUCUCCACUUAUCGACACUAUGUCAAUACGGAACAGGGUGGCGAUGCCGAGUUAUAUUGUGAUUAUUCGGCUAAUCCGAGUGGUGAAGUUUUGUGGCUACGUAACGGAAAAAAACUUAAUUCCUCUUACAAAUAUUCAUUCAACGAGGUAACACAUAAAGAACGCAAACGUUCGAUCUUAACCGUUAUGGAUGUGCGCGCUAACGAUCUGGGCGAGUAUAUAUGUCAAGUGCAGAAUACAAUCGGUCGUGGCGAGGCGAAAGUGCACAUCAUUUACGAACCAGAACAUCCACAAUUGGAGGAUUUAGAGGUCAAUGGUAGAAAAGUGGUCAUACAUUGGUUAGUACGCAGUAUACAACCGUUAUCGGAGGCGGUCUUGGAUUACAAAUUGGCGGGCUCAUUCACAUGGAGCAAAGUAUCGGUGGUGCACACACGUCGUCAUGCGGAAAGUCACAUUUGGAAGGUGACUCACGAGAUGGAACUCACGCCGGGACGUUGGCAUGUGCGUAUGCGUGCAAAAAAUACCGUUGGCUGGUCGGCAUUUUCCGCACAGCAUGAUUUCGCAAUUAAUGAUAAUGAAAGUGAUGCGGUGAAUGCUUACGAUGAUGUUGAUGCUGAAGAUGACUUGGAUACAGGUGAUGCGCCGAAAAAUAUGAUCGCUGUGGCUAGUUUUGGUGGCGGUGGCAAUGCCGCCGCAGCAUUGCAAAUAUCAAAUAAAUUAUUUACAUUACUGUGUGCUGGUAGCAUGAUUUUGUUGUUGUUGUUGUCAAGAAACGGUAUUUUAUAAAAAUUACAAAAAUUAAAAAAAAAUAAGUGUUGAAGUAAACUAGCAACUAAAAGCUGUCUUUUGUAUAAAUAUGUACAUAUGUGUGGAAAAGUAGCUUACAUACAUACAUACAUGAAUAUAUGAUAAUAUUAUAUUUAUUUGCAUGUAUAACUAGAUGUUGUACAUUUUUGUUGUAUUCUUAAGUGUAACAAGGCAGUAAAAGUUAUUAUAAUUAUAUAUUUAAUAUAAAUUAAAAAAAAAAUAAAUAUAAAUAUUAUUUAUGUCAGAACCAUUGGUGCCAAACAUAGAAUUAGUCGUACACUGCACACACACGCACACAAACUAUAAAUAAACGAGUCACAAAUAAAUAUUCUAAAUAUUUAUAUUUAAAAUAGUGAUAAAAUUAAGCGCUAUGCCACAAGUGUAAUUGUAUAAUAGCUUUAAAUAUUUUUUAAAAAUAUUUAAGCUAAGUAAAAAAAAACUAUAAUAAAAUAAGAAUACAAAAAAUGUAAGCAAAGAAAAUUUUGUAAAUAUUACCCUCAGAAAGAAUACGUGAAUUUUUUUUCUAAUUUCAAAGCAAAAUUAAUUAAAAACAAAAAGUAUUUUAAAAAUUAUUUUGAUUAUUUUAUUUUAUUUUAAAUUUUUUUUUAAUUAAUUUAUUUUUUUAUUAUAAUUUUUUGGUAAUUAUUUGAUUUUGUUUUAUGUUAUUUUGUUUUAUUUUAUUUUAUUUUAUUUUGUUUUAUUUUAUUUUAUUUUAUUUUAUUUUAUUUUAUGUUGUUUUAUUUUAUUUUAUUUUAUUUUAUUCUAUUUUUAUUAUAAUUCAGUUUUAUUAUACGAUAUAUCUUUUUAAUAUUCAUUAUAAAAAUUUAAAUUUGUUAACCUCAUAAAAUUAUGCCAAACUAAAUGAAAGCGUUUAAACUGAGCGAAACGAAAAAAAUAAUAUUAAACAUCUACAACUUUGCUUCCGCCUUUGUUUGUAAAUUUUAGUUUUUUUGUAUAAAAACGGUUACAAAUGUCGAUGAGCCUCAGCCGCACUUUUCUUGGAAUUAAAAAAGAAGAGUAAAAUUUCCCGCAAACGUCAAGAAUUCCGCUCAAAAAGUGACAAUUUCAGUUGAGAAUCAGUUUGAUGCAAACAGAUCUCUCCAAAUAUUUUGUUAGGUUAAUGUUGACAAAAUGUCCAAGAUCGAUAUAAAACGAUUUAAUCGAUUAAAUUGACCAGUGCUUUACACUAGAGACAUCUAUUGGAAAACGGCGGAAGCAAAGUUGUAGACCUAAUAAUAAUCAGUUUUCUAUUUUUUAUAUAUAGUUGAACUUCCCUAACUCGUAUCACCAUAAUCCACAAAAAAACUUCGAGUUAGAGAGACUACCGAGCUACAGUAAAUGAUUUGUAUGAAAUUUUAUUUCUAUUGUCAAUUCAAGAGCUCGAGUUAUGGAAGUUCAACUGUAUUUUUAUUUUAAAAUUUAUUUUUUUUUAUUUUAAUUUUUUUAUUAUAAUUCAGUUUUUAUGUAAUUAUUUUUGAAUUUUAAUACAAAAAUUAAAAAAAAAAAUAUUUAUUAUUAUUUUUUUAAAUCUAAUGUUAUUUGUUUUUUAUUUUAAUUUCUUUUUGUUUUAAUUAUAUUUUUGUAUUAAAAAAUGAAAAAUUAAACAUAAAACCUCAUAAAACUGUGCCAAAACUUGCUUUAUGCAUUCAUAUGUGCAUGAAUACCCCACUUAUGUUAAUAAGACCAGUUAAAAAAUUAAAAAAAAAAUAUUACAAAUCACUUAUACAUUAAAAACAUUGAACAAAAGUAUAUGCAUAAAAUAUAAAAUAAAAAUAAAAUAUGUCAGAGCGAAACCAAGAAUCAAAUAUAAACGCUAUAAUUGUUUUUCGCUGUUAAACUUUUUUCCAAAAAAAUUAUUACUUUUAAAGCUCAAAAAUAAUUUUAUUUUUUUUUUUUAAUUUUAUUUAUUUUUUUUUAAUUGCUCAAAAAUAAUUUUAAAAAUUUGAGUUGGUUAAAAAUUGCUCAAAAAUAAUUUUAAAAAUUUACAUACAAUAAUUCAAACCAGCUCAAAAAAAAAAAAAUAAAAAAUUUAGAUACAAUAAUUCAAACUAGCUCAAAAUAACUUAAACAAAAAACUUACAGCACUUAGUCUUCCAAAAACUGUAAAAAAUAGCUAAAAAUCUACAAAAAUCAAUUUAAGUCAUUUUAGCAGUUAAGUAUAUACUGAGAAUUUCUAAUAUCUU
Zeugodacus cucurbitae (melon fly) is the source of this 4197-nucleotide messenger RNA. RefSeq names its product obscurin. Gene Ontology annotation, molecular function: protein binding. The transcript is spliced from 8 exons. The record is from RefSeq and is a predicted model, not a curated record. Bases 362 to 1993 code for a protein of 543 amino acids. Lineage: Eukaryota; Metazoa; Arthropoda; Insecta; Diptera; Tephritidae.